Gastrolobium bilobum is the source of this 1762-nucleotide messenger RNA. Its product is annotated as O-fucosyltransferase 13. Lineage: Eukaryota; Viridiplantae; Streptophyta; Magnoliopsida; Fabales; Fabaceae. Gene Ontology annotation, cellular component: cytoplasm. The coding region runs from base 110 to 1450 and encodes 446 amino acids. The transcript is spliced from 6 exons. The record is from RefSeq and is a predicted model, not a curated record.
CUAUAAUAAAUGUAUGUGUCACAUUUUCACUCUAUUAGCAUCCUCAUCACAAUCAGAGAGAGAGAGAGAGAGAGAGAGAUCAUCUUCUUCACCAGUUCUGUGAAAUCAAAUGGUCGUUUUCUCUGUGAAACCCUUAUUCAGUAUUCUUGUCGUCUCGCUUUUUAUCCUUCUCCUUUUGGCUUUGCUAUCGCCUCCUUCCUUUUUCACCCAAAAUCGGAUUUCUGCGGAACCCUCACUGUAUGUUUACACGAUUUCAGGGGAGGUGGAUAUAUGGAGUGUUCGGAGACUCGUGGAAUGGAAACCUUGCAAUUGGUGGCUACAAGGGCAUCAAACAUCUCUACCAUUAGAAACCAAUGGAUAUAUCAGAGUGGAUUGCUAUGGGGGCCUCAAUCAGAUGCGAAGAGAUUUCUGUGAUGGUGUGGGCAUUGCUCGACUGUUAAAUGCAACCCUUGUCCUGCCAAAGUUUGAAGUAGCUUCGUAUUGGAAUGAAACAAGCGGUUUUGCAGAUGUAUUUGAUGUGGACUACUUCAUUCAACAUAUGAAUGGCUUUGUUAAAGUCGUCAAAAAGUUACCACCAGAGAUUGCAUCAAAAGAACCUGUUCAAGUGGACUGUAGCAAACGGAAAGGCCAAUUUGAUUACGUUGAAAGUGUUCUUCCAAAUCUGUUGAAACACAGAUAUAUUUCAAUCACACCAGCAAUGUCCCAAAGAAGGGACAGAUACCCUUUGUAUGCAAAAGCUGCUCUCUGUCAAGCUUGUUACAAGGCAUUACGUCUCACAAGAUCCCUGGAAAUGAAAGCCUCUAAACUUCUAGAUGCAAUACCUAAACCCUUUUUGUCUCUUCAUCUUCGUUUUGAGCCUGACAUGGUUGCAUACAGCCAAUGCGAGUACGCAGGCCUUUCUCCUGCUUCCAUCAAAGCCAUAGAAGCAGCACAGGUGGAUAGAAAACCAUGGACCGGAGAGUUAGCCCGCGUUUGGAGACAACGGGGGAAGUGUCCUCUUACACCUAAUGAGACAGCUUUAAUACUUGAAGCUCUAUCCAUCUCACCAACCACGAAUAUAUACCUGGCUGCUGGAGAUGGUCUGAUGGAAAUUGAAGGUUUAACAGCUACAUACACUAACAUAGUUACUAAGUCUAGCCUUCUCAGUGGUGAAGACUUCACAAGCAUGCAUGGAAAUACAAAAGCUGCUUUGGAUUAUUAUGUUUCAAUCAAUAGUGAUUCUUAUAUAGCUACAUAUUUUGGGAACAUGGAUAAGAUGGUUGCAGCAAUGAGAGCUUUCAAGGGGUUGUACAAAACUCUAUUUUUGAGCAGGAGAGGGUUUGCAGAAUUAACCUCGCAGGGUCUUAGGGGAAAGGAAUUGAUGCAAGCCCUAUGGAAGCUUCACAGAGAUGAUUUUUCCAUGGGAAGAGGCUCUGCUCUGCCUGAUUGUUUUUGCGAAUUCAAGUUGUGAUAUUUCGGAUUCAUCACUUUUUACUUUUGGCAUAUUAAUUUAACUAGUUCAAUCAGUGAUUCACUUUUUAGGAAGGCACUCCUUGACUUCUGUCAGUUUUUUUUUUGUUCUUUUGUAUUGAUUUUUUUAUCAAUCCUAUCACUAAUGAAUGUUGGAAUUUAGUGUAAGAACUUUAGUGAUCAUACAAUUGGAGAUACCCAUCCUAUUGUUGACCGAACUUCUGUCAAUUUUACGUAUUUUUCCUAAUAUCAUCACACAAUGUAAUUAAACUCCGCCCGGUGAUCGACCUGGACUAUUGGAUUAUUGGUUCAA